GCUAGGGUUACUGGGCAUUCUGGGACACAAACAGUGGUCAGUAUGAAUAGCUGUAACAGCGACAGCAGCGUUCGUUGUACAGAGAAGGAGACAGGACAAACAAACGGACGACCAGCGGGCAGCGGAGAGGACAAACUGUUUUUAUGUCCGCUGCCUCGUUUUUUCGUUCAGAAAGUGGAACCCGCAGUUAUAUCUGAAAUGCAAACGUUGGACUUUAUCCACUACCCGAUGUGGUUAGCUAACGGUGGCAGUAAGUUAGCCCCUCAGUGAUUUGCGCCUGCCUGUCUGUUUGUUGGCUGGAUGCGGAAGCUGGUGAAGUAUUAAAAGUUCGUCCAACUUCGUUUAUUCUGUCCAUUAACUAUUUUGCUCGGAGCUGAGUGAUGACAACUCUAAACAUGGCAAGUGUCAGACACAGACGCAGCAAAACUUGCUUUUUGAAGUCGCUGGACUGGCAUAUCACCCAGCUGGUUUACCCAAGAUAAACACUGACGGACUGGAGGGUUCCUGUAAUGGCAGUUGGUGUGGGAACAGCACAGCUGUGCGGUACUACUGCUGAAAUCUUCGUCAGGAAAGCUUUUUAGGCUGGAUUUAAUUACUAUCCGGGUACAUCCCCAGUUGUCUCCGGGUCAUCUGAGCCCCACUGCUGUUGGUCCCCAGAGGUGAUUUAAGGGGGACCACAACAUGUCAGGGGCCACGACCGUGCAGCUCUUUACCAAACUUGUGAAGCACGCACUGGGCAAGACGCAGAUCCAGCUGAACCGCUGGCUGCAGAGGACUGCCGCGGAGGAGUGUGAUAAAAUAGACAUAUUGAUAUGCAGCGCAUUUGAUGAGAGAGGGGCCGGGAAGUCAGAUGACGACCCCGAUAAUGUCACCGACACAUCCUUCAACAGCGGGGAGUUCAGACACCCGUGCUGCAUCACCACCUUCUGCUUCAAGAGUGCCCUGCUGGCGUGCAUCCUGACCGCCGUGUGCUUCUCCUCGGUCGCCCUCGUACGGCAGUACCUCAAGGACCUCCUUCUCUGGGUGGAGAGCCUGGACAGCUUUGUUGGAGCCAUGCUCUUCAUAAUUGGUUUGAUCGUUGUUUCCUUUCCAUGUGGAUGGGGAUACAUUGUUCUGAAUGUGGCAGCAGGCUACCUUUAUGGCUUCGUACUGGGCAUGGGACUCGUUAUGGUGGGAGUUUUAAUAGGGACCUUUGUGGCACACCUAGUGUGUAAGCGGUUAUUGUCUAACUGGGUGUUGAACAAAGUUGGAAACAGCGACCAGCUCAGCGCUGUUAUACGAGUAGUGGAAGGAGGGAGCGGACUCAAAAUCGUGGCCUUAGCAAGACUCACCCCCAUACCAUUUGGACUACAAAAUGCAGUUUUUUCGAUCACAGAUGUGUCCUUGCCAAACUACCUGGUGGCCUCCUCUGUGGGUCUGUUGCCCACACAGCUCCUCAACUCCUACCUGGGCACCACCCUGCGCACCAUGGAGGAUGUCAUCGCUGAACAGAGCAUCAGCGGCUACUUUGUGUUCAGCCUCCAGAUCAUCAUCAGUAUUGGCUUGAUGUUCUACGUGGUCCACAGAGCUCAGGUUGAGCUGAACGCUGCCAUCACUGCCUGCCAGAUGGAGCUGAAGUCCUCGCACAUGAACGGCUCUUCCACCAAUCCCAGCAGUUUCUCAUACUGCAGCAAAAGGGCGACAGCCGGCAGCGGAAACUGCAUCAACGUGGUGUGACAACAAGUGACGUGUGUUAGCUCCAAGAACCAGGAGACUCAACUUUUAAGACUCUACAGCUUAAAGUAGAGCCCACUGAGUUCUGGAGUCCAGAGCCUACUGGUGCAAAAGUGUACCAUUGAUUCACCAUGACAUCACAUUCGGAGAAAAACCCUGAAAAUGUUCUGUAGUUUCUGUUGUAGACGUCUUGGGACCACGCACCCUUUUAAUGAAGAUGGUUCUGUGAAAACUCUCUUUUGUUAUGUCAUCUUAAGACCUUUUAUUUGUUCAGUUUAUAAAGGUACCUCUUAAUAUCUGAUGUUACAGGAGAUGUCAAUGAAACAGUGACUUUCAGAAAUAUCAGAGCUGAUGUGAAACAAAAUUAGGCACCAACUGCCUGGUGGUGUUAUUAUGAAUGUGCAAUCUGGAGCUUUCUAGAGAACCAAGGAAUCAAUUUUCUGUUGCCAACCUAUGCACCUUUUCUUCAUACGGUUCUGUUCUUGUUUCAGUUUAAGCCUACACCUAGCGUUCAUUUACAUUAUAAUAAUAAGGGCAUUAUUAAUACUUUUAAAUAAUUUUGCUUUAAUUGUUCAUUUCUUCAAGUGUCCUCAUUUUGAGAACUCUCCGAGCUCUUUCUGCUGGUUUAUUACCGCCCCGACCCAGUCCGUGAGCUUUUCAGAGAUCAGUUUGUGCAGAGCUGCUAGAAGAAGAGCAGCUUUCGCAGCAGGACACUCAGGAAUGCCUCUUCCAGGGAGUUUAGGCAAAGUAUGAAGCCAGGGAAGGAUUCCUGCAUUGAUAUAUUGUGUCAGGUUUUCCUGGAAAAUCCUAGGAUUUGAUUUUACAUCUUUGUUUGUUAUACAUGUUUUUUCGGCUGUGAGAUUAAGGAUAUGAGUACAAUUAGGAAAAUGUAAAAAAAAAAAAAAAAACUAUUUCAGUAAUUAAAUUUCAAAGGGAAUCUUUGCAUUACCAUUCCAUGCAGAGAAAUAUAUAUUAAGUGUUUAUUUCUAUUAAAUUAGAUAAUUAUGGCUUACAGCUAAUUAAUAUUCCAAUUUCUUAGAAAAUUACAGAAUUUACAUAUGACCAAUGAAAAAAGCCACCUAUACAUAUCACCUAUACAAACAUGGAAAAGUCUCUUGAUUGGUCAGCAAAAGACUUUUCACCUAAACCCCAUAAAGACUCUAUGGAGUAUUGAAGAUGAAAAAACAAUUCUUACCACCACAGCAGAGCCACAGGCUGAUUUACCCCCAUGCAACACCACAUUGAUGAAGUAACUCAUGCAAAAGGAGCCACAAGCUAGUAUUGAGUCCAUAUGGUGUACAGUGCAUGGACACACCUUUUGGUAGGCUGAUAUUUCUAUAAUAAAAAUAUGCUUUCAAACUCUAGAAUGGGCUUUGCUUCACAAUCUUCUCCUUCUUAUUUCUUGUGAACCUUUUUUUUAUAGUUUUCCUUCCACUAACCUUUCUUGUAACUAUGAUUGCAUAUAGCACUCUGAAUGGCCAGCUUUCUUAGCAAUGACCUUUCUCCUUGUGGAGAAUGACGAUGACCGCUGGAAAACUGUCAAUUCGGCCUCCCUGUAGCUGUGUAGGCCAUAACAUCUCUGUUUUAAAUGCCAUUUUUAUAGGUCUUCUGUAAUGUAGUUCAUAGCAAAACUAAACUUUGCAUUUUUAUUAGCUGUAAGCUCUAAUCACCUUUAUUAAAAUAAACACUUGAAAUAUCCCCUCUGUGUGUAAAAAAACCUACACGAGUUUAAUUUUAUGGCUAAAUUACUUAAAUGAUCUUUUCGAAGAUAUUCAAAUUUCUCAAGCUGCAAAUGUAAAUAGUUUUUGUUUGAUGUUCACAAAUCAGUGCAAUAGAUCAUGAAAGAUUAAUGAAAGGGCAUGAAUGUCACAUUCAGUGCUGAAACCAAACUUAUCGUGCAUACAAAGUUUCCUUAAGGAAUUAAAGUAUUAAAAUAUAAUAGUCUCUUAUUUUUCUGUGCUGUAAAUUAAUAACGAUAACUUACAUUAUUUAGCUACUUUGUCAUUGAUUAAUAAGGUUCUCAUUGCUGUACAUUUCUUCGCAUCGACUAACAAUAUUUUCAUAAAGGUAGGAAGGGGUUUGGUUGGUCAAAAGUCUUAGGAGCUGACAAUCAAACACAACGGGGACGCCACAUGAUGAAUGUGAAACGUUUUGGUUUAUUUUUACAUUUCUUAAGAUGCUGCUCCUCAGACAACGUCUGGAUGAGGAAUAAUAAGGGCUUCUAUCUAAAAUGUCCAUCUUGUUUUCCAGGAAACCUGUUUUGUACUCCUGGCAGAUCUUGUUUGUUUUGAUUUUCUUCCCUUCACCGUUUUUAUUUUUUUAGUUUUUCUAUGAACUUUUCUGCUAAAAUCCAGAAUUGAUGUUUGUCCAAUAACAUUCCGUGCGGUUGGUCCUCUGAUAAGCUGUUAUUUUUCAAUUUCUUUAACCACCCCAUCCUGAAUUUAGCAAUAAUAUUUGACAGUAAAAAGGGUCUGGAAUCUGGAGCUGUUCAGGCUUGCUGUUGAAGAUGUUUAAAAAUGUUGCCUCUGAGUUGUUGGUUGAUCUGUUGUUGAGAUGUUUGUGUUCAGCCUGCCUUUUACCUCCUGCUGCCUCUGUUGUUCUGUUGAGAGCCUGAAUAAAAAGUGAAAGUUUGUAGCACUUUGUUUGGACAGUCCCUGAAACUAUCGAUCACCUAAAGAUGAUUAACUUCUCACCGCUGUUGCAUGAACAUCUUCAAUCUCAGCCUGGAACACCUAGGGGACAGAGGAGGAUAUUUUUUACACCAUUCUGUUAGAAAAGCCUGGCGAAAACAUGUUCUCCCACAACGAUAAUGUGAUUCAAGAAACGAGAGGUGGAAGGUUAUCGUACGCAGUCUCUCAGCUGGGACUUUAAAACAUUUAAGAUUGUGGGAAACUGUUUUUGGGAAAAAGGUUUUCUUCUUCCUAGCUGGGCUCUACUUAACUUAGAUCUAGUUAUGCAACAACUGAUUCCUGAGGGAAGUAUGUUUCAUAGAGAACCACAGAGGACCUGACUCUGCACACCUGAGCUGUUCUACAGAGCAGCUGGGUGUUCAAAAGAACUAGACAAGGGUCCGGUUUGGUGCUAUGAAAUGCAAUACUUCCCCAUUUGUAUCAAGUGCAUUAUACAUAUGCUGUAUUUUUAAUACAGAGAGUUUUACAGUGUAUAAAUAUUAUUUAUCACUGUACAAAGCUUGUUCAGUGUUAUUUAUGAAAGAGAAAAUAAAACUUGACAGACUUUG
Messenger RNA from Girardinichthys multiradiatus, 4951 nucleotides. RefSeq names its product transmembrane protein 64 (gene tmem64). The transcript is spliced from 3 exons. The record is from RefSeq and is a predicted model, not a curated record. NCBI's taxonomy places the organism in Eukaryota, Metazoa, Chordata, Actinopteri, Cyprinodontiformes, Goodeidae. The coding region runs from base 682 to 1716 and encodes 344 amino acids.